AUGGUGUACGAUUCGUUGACUGAUAUCCCUCGCAACCUCAAGGAGGGUAUUGACUGGUUGAUUGCCUUGAGGGGAACCCAUGCUGGAAACAACUUUAAGGCUAUGGGCGCCGCAGUUUACAACUUUCUCGCAGACAAGCCUGUUGGCUUCACGGAGGUGCCAGCUCUCGAGGAAGUGAAAGUUAUUACUAAGGAGUUCCUGGAGCAAGAGGAGCUUAAGGAUCUGUGGCCAGCAAACGCGAUGCUGACGAGAUUCGAUAGGCCUGUUGAUAAAAAUCCCCCUGCGCUCGCUAAGUUUUUUAAAUCGGUCAACAGGAACCAAUAUACAAACGUCGUUAAGGAUGGGGGUAUCACCUCUAAAACCAUCGCAGAUACGUUAGCUAAAUCUGUGUUUGGUUUUGAGAAGUUCUUGAAAGGUAUAAAAGACCCUGGGCAGUAUAAGUCUGCUUACAGUUCGGAAGCGACGUGGGAUGCAUCAUGCGCGAAGAACCCGGAAGAUUGCGCAGCAGUAUUCGUGGGGAUUGCGCCGAUGCUAUACGCAGGGCUGUAUUCUUUGAUAGAUGCGAGCUAUAAGGACUGGAUGGAUUGGCUGAAGUGUAAUAAGAGGAAUAUUAAUUUGGGGAAUCUAUUGAAAGCCGUUGGUUACGUGGUGCCGGAACGCCGUGAUGAAUUGAGUGAUUCGGAUGUACGCACCGCGUUAAGCGGGGUUAGUUCACAUAUAUUGGAGACGUUAUACGACCUCUCUGGAUUCUGGGCCUUCUAUUAA
Messenger RNA from Babesia ovata, 765 nucleotides. RefSeq lists its product as uncharacterized. Bases 1 to 765 code for a protein of 254 amino acids. The record is from RefSeq and is a predicted model, not a curated record. The transcript has a single exon. Lineage: Eukaryota; Apicomplexa; Aconoidasida; Piroplasmida; Babesiidae.